AUGUUCCUCCUCUUUCUUACACAACCACGCUCAAAACCUUCAAUCCUAUCAUUACCAACCAAACAAAACACUUUACCAAACCCCCAACUCCAAACUCCAAAACUAUCAACAUGGGUGGAUGCUCUUGCGCUUCUUGCUGCUCCGGAUCUUGCGCCGGUACCGGUUGUAGCUGCGGAUCUUGCAGUCACUAAAUCACCACUCUUUAUCUCCACCUUCCGCCUUCAAUCGAUACCCGUCCAUAAGCAUCGAACAUCUACCAUCUAG
Molecule: messenger RNA, 264 nt
Organism: Morchella importuna
Lineage: Eukaryota; Fungi; Ascomycota; Pezizomycetes; Pezizales; Morchellaceae
Exons: 2
Coding region: 1-264 (87 amino acids)
Source: RefSeq, a predicted model, not a curated record